GCGGCGGGCGCCAUCUUUGUCGGCGGCGCGGAUUGAAUGAGCCCGCCGAGCCGCGGCUGCCAUCCGGAGCCGCCCGGGCCCUGAGCCGCCGCCACCGCCGCCACCACAGCCACCACCACUACCACCAUCACCAUGGCCACGCCACUGGCCGGCCGUGUGGGCGGGUCCGCCACGCCACUGUCGCCCACACGCCUGUCGAGGUUGCAGGAGAAAGAGGAGCUGCGCGAGCUCAAUGACCGCCUGGCGCACUACAUCGACCGAGUCCGCGCGCUGGAGCUGGAGAAUGACCGGCUCCUCCUCAAGAUCUCUGAGCGGGAGGAGGUGACCACGCGCGAGGUAAGUGGCAUCAAGAUGCUGUAUGAGUCGGAGCUGGCUGACGCCCGCAGAGUGCUGGAUGAGACGGCCCGAGAACGCGCCCAGCUGCAGAUCGAAAUAGGGAAACUAAAGUCCGAGGUGGAAGAGGCCAACAAAAGCUACAAGAAGAAGGACAGCGAGCUCACGGUGGCCCAGGGCCGUGUGAAGGACCUGGAGUCCCUCUUCCACCGGAGUGAGGCGGAGCUGGCUGCUGCGCUCAGUGAUAAGCGAAGCCUCGAGAGCGACGUGACCGAUCUUCGGGCCCAGCUGGCCAAGGCAGAGGACGGUCAUGCAGUGGCCAAGAAGCAGCUGGAGAAGGAGACGCUGAUGCGCGUGGACCUGGAGAACCGCUGUCAGAGCCUGCAGGAGGAGCUCGACUUCCGCAAGAACGUCUUCGAGGAGGAGGUGCGGGAGACGCGCCGGCGGCACGAGCGGCGCCUGGUGGAGGUGGACAGCAGCCGGCAGCAGGAGUACGACUUCAAGAUGGCGCAGGCGCUCGAGGAGCUGCGCAGCCAGCACGACGAGCAAGUGCGGCUCUAUAAGCUGGAGCUGGAGCAGGCCUACCAGGCCAAGCUGGAGAGUGCCAAGCUGAGCUCUGACCAGAAUGACAAGGCUGCCAGCGCUGCCCGUGAGGAGCUGAAGGAGGCACGCAUGCGGGUUGAGUCUCUCAGCUACCAGCUCUCUGGCCUCCAAAAGCAGGCUAGUGCAGCUGAGGACCGGAUCCGAGAGCUAGAGGAGGCCAUGGCUGGGGAGCGUGACAGGUUCCGGAAGAUGCUGGACGCCAAGGAGCUAGAGAUGACGGAAAUGCGGGAUGUGAUGCAGCAACAGCUGGCCGAGUACCAGGAGCUGCUGGACAUCAAGCUGGCCCUUGACAUGGAGAUCAGUGCCUACCGCAAGCUGCUGGAGGGCGAGGAGGAGAGGCUGAAGCUGUCCCCCAGCCCAUCGUCACGGGUUACCAUCUCACGGGCCACCUCGAGCAGCGGCAGCAGUGUGUCCACGGCAGGGCGCUCUAGCCGCAGCAAGCGGAGGCGGCUGGAGGUAGAGGAGCCGCUGGGCACAGGCUCCAGUGGCAUCACCUCGGGCGGUGGUGGCAGCGGCAGCAGCAGCCGCAGCUUCCACCUGGCCCAGCAGGCCUCAGCCUCAGGCAGCGUCAGCAUCGAGGAGAUUGACCUGGAGGGCAAGUUCGUGCAGCUGAAGAACAGCUCGGAUAAGGAUCAGUCCCUGGGGAACUGGAGGAUCAAGAGGCAGGUCCUAGAAGGGGAGGAGAUUGCCUACAAGUUCACACCCAAAUACGUGCUGCGGGCUGGCCAGACCGUCACGGUGUGGGCAGCUGGUGCGGGGGUGGCCCACAGCCCCCCAUCGACACUUGUGUGGAAGAAUCAGAUCAGCUGGGGCACAGGCGAGAACUUCCGGACAGUCCUGGUCAACGCUGAUGGAGAGGAAGUGGCCAUUAGAACCGUGAAACAGUCCUCAGCGGUUCGGGAGACCGAGAACGGGGAGGAGGGCGAAGAGGAGGGCGCGGAGUUUGGCGAGGAGGAUCUUUUCCAUCAGCAGGGGGACCCGAGGACCACCUCGAGAGGCUGCCGUGUUAUGUGAACGGAGCACAUCUUUCCUUACCCAGAGCCACUUGAAACUAUUUUUCUAUCAUUGGCUUUCUUUAGUCCUUGAUACAUUUCUAGAGAAUUUUUAAGCAAACUGCCAGAAAGUAGGGUGGGUCUCUGUUCUGUUGGUGGGUUUCUGUGGACCCUCCACCACUGUCCACACUUCCCUCAGUGCCCAUCUCCCCUGUGGGUUGAAUUCCAGACCCAGGAACCUCGUGGCCGAUGGGCUUGGACUUGGACGUCAGAGGGGCCGUGCACUUCCCCUUGCCUCCGUGACAGACAGGCCAGGGGCGGGGGGCUGCCCCUCGUGCCUGGAGGUAGACACAGGAGCUAUAGGAAUUCAGUAGUUGUCAUUUGUGUUAUUAAGCUUUUAAAAGCCAAAUUCAGAAUCCAGGUUCCUGCCCACUGGGGGCAGGGGCACGCCCUGUGGAGCCGGGAGGCUCAGCCCACGGGAACGCAGUGUGGGAGCGCUUGGGAGUCUCAUGUUUUACCGGCCACCUGGCCUCCAGGGUCACUGCAGCCCCUCUCCGAGGGCUUUGGGUGGCAGGCGAGUUCGUCCACCUGUUUGACUCAGGGUGCCAUGGCCGUGUCAGGGGGGGCCCCUCAUUCCCCUCCUGGCUGCCUGACCCUUGUGUUUCUGGAACAAGACCAGUAGGACAGGAGACAAGGAAACCUGAGGACAGGGACACUUCUGAUCAAAGACAAGUAACCAGGUGAACCGUGGGGACAAGUGUGACAACCUUGGCAGCAAACGCCUUGGGUUUCAGAACCGUGUCUACAUGUAACCACCACGCCCCGCCCCUCACACACUCACACACACCUGCCCGGGGCUGAGUGCCAGCCCCCUGCCUCUCCUAUGUAUUCCGCAUAUAUAGCGCUCUUCUCGCUUCUAUAGAUAACUUGCUGAAAUGACAUUGCUCAGGCCACUGCCAACUGACUUCUUUUAGGGUGGUUCCAUGUCACGAGCCAUCUCUGGCCGCCCAGCGACUCUGCAUUAGCCUACCGUUUACAGCCCUCCACCUAGAUACACAGAAAUUAUUUUUUUAAUGGAUAUUUAUUUUUUUACAUUGGUCAGUACUCAGAUUGCCGAUCCUGCUUCAGUGGCUCAGGCCAGGGUCCCAGGGACAGUCCCUGAGGGGGCUGUCUCGGUGAGGUCUGAGCCCCCGGGUGGCAAACUCCUUCGGAAAGGCAGCUCAGAUACUGGGACUGGGCAGGCAGUCUCAGAGCCAUCUGACGUCCGGCCCUGCAUCUCCCAGCCGGGAGAAGCCAGUUGCCCAUUCGCCCUGUGCACACCCCCAGGCCUGCCUUUCCUUGGGAACUGGUUAUGGUGAAGUGGGGCGGAGGCCAGAGCCCCUGUGGCUGACAAUCUAAAGGUGCUCUUGUGCCUGGAAUUCACCCACGACCCUUGCUUCACCUCCAGUUCUUCCCAGGCCAUGGAGGGACGUGUGUCACCACAGCACCUCAUGGAAGGUUCUGGUGGGCCCUGGAGCACUCACCUGCCCUGGGGAUGCAGCAUGCUGUAUACGCCACCCACACCUCUCCUGGGAGUGCUUGCAAGGGCCCCUGAGGCCGAGGGUUGUCACCCCCCACCCCUCACCUAGAAGCAAGAACUGCGUGGCCAGCAAGGGUCUGGGGAGUCCACAGUGAGGUACUGGGCUGCUGGGGCGUGGCGGCCCCCCAGACAGAAGGGGCACCGACACCCAGUGACAUGUUCUGGGAAUCUGAAGGAUCAAAACUGUGCUGGAGUUUGGGUCUGUGAUUUGCUAACAGUCUCCCCUAACCCCAAGUCACAGAGAGGAAGGGAGAGGGCCCCCUAGUGCCUGGCAGACGCUUUGGCGGGAGCUGGGGAGUGGCUCAGGCUCCACCCAAGGUGAGUUCACCCAAGGGUCAUCCAGGCAGGGUGAUGAUGCUCCUGGGUAAUCAAGUAUUUGAAACAGAAAUCAAUGUGAAAUUGAUUGCUGUGGCCUGGGAAACAGUGCACAUGUCCUUAAAUAAGCUUAGCUUUAGGCCACUUAAAAUGAGGCAGAAGCGACGCCUCGGUCUGAACCCAUCAUGUGACAGCCCAGCAUCCCGCCCAGGAACCAGCAGUGGUGAGGGGUGGCCUGCAGGGACCCCCAAGUCCAGAGCCCAGACCUGGGUGCCCACCCCGUACACGAUCACUUGGCUGGUUUGCUGGCCAAGGCUCUGAUGCACAGACCCUGCGGUUCUGGUUCCGUUCACAUGAGCACACCCAAGUGGGACUCAUUCCUCCAGGCUGGCAGAGCCACGUGAGGGGUCGAGUCCAUGCUGCAGCGCGCCAGCACGAGGUGGAGUCAGCUUCCAGAGCUGUGGUGUGUCUUUCAUUUCAAACAGGUCUUGGUGGUUUUCAAGGUGCAUGCCAAAUGCGUGGUCUUUUUUUGUUCCUCCAAUGCUUUGUAAUAUACAUUUUCUGACUGGAAACUUUUUUUGUACAACACUCCAAUAAACAUUUUGCUUUUAA
Phyllostomus discolor (pale spear-nosed bat) is the source of this 4434-nucleotide messenger RNA. It is a transcript of the gene LMNB2, whose product is annotated as lamin B2. Lineage: Eukaryota; Metazoa; Chordata; Mammalia; Chiroptera; Phyllostomidae. The record is from RefSeq and is a predicted model, not a curated record. Bases 133 to 1950 code for a protein of 605 amino acids. The transcript has 12 exons.